UGUGUUGUCAGAAGCACAUUGCUGGCUUUCUUUUAUUCUUUUUUUGACUAUUUUUAUUGCAACUCAUUCAAAAAGUCUUGAUUUAUGCGUGAUCUGUUGCUUAUUACUUGAAAAUCUUUUCAGUUCUUUGCAUUAUGAUAUAUCUGAAUGAAAUAUCAUUCUUACUUGUUAUAUAUACCAUGCAUAUUUAAAACCGCAAAUUAUUUGUUUUAACAUUUUGAACCAUCACGUGAACGUAAAAUCUAAAAAUAUUGUGAAUGAAUGUGAGCUGAUUAAUGCACAUUGAAUCCUUUUAUCAUGGAGAAAGAAUCAGAAAAUAAAAGCUCAUUAAGGCCUAGUUCUGAAGAGUCGGAACAAGGAAACAGUCAAGGUUUUGAGGCGAAAGAAGAGACAGAGCCAUUGCGAAUUCUUCAACUUUCACAGUCCUUUUUUGUUGCAGAUACUGCUGAAGAUGAUGAGUCUAUGAUGAUCCCACCUACUCAAGAAAUGUUUAUACCAAGCACCCCUCCUCGCACAGAAACCAGUGAUAAAGAGGGAAAUGUAUCCAAUGGAAAUAAUGAUACGACCUUAUCUAAUUUGGAUGAAACACAGAUUGAAGAUAUUCCCAAAGAUCCUAAACAAGAUGAAGAGGACUUUAUGGAAUUUGGUAGUCAAAAUGACAUGACUCAAGAUAUUUCUGGCUUGGUUGAAACUCAGCAAAUACUGUCAAGUAGAUCUGAGCCUUUGAAAGAUGAUGAUAAAGGAUCUGAUGAUGAAGAUGACUGGCAGUUGAGAUUUAGUGAAACUCAGGAAACUCAAGAAUUGCUCAGUAUUGCAAAAAUGAGGGAAAUGAAAGAGCAAGAAGAAGCACAUCUGUCUACAAUUUCGGAAGAAAAAGAUGAUAUUUCACCUAAAAAGAAGAUAAGUCCUGAAAAAGAAGAAGACAUAGCCAAACUAGAAAGCAAAAAACCCGUGGACAUCUCAGAUGUUAAGAAAGUUGAAGAGGAAGAUGAAAGUGAAAAUGAAAUUGAACCUAGUCAAUCUUGUUUAAAUGAUGAGACAUACUCAGCUUUUCGUGAUCAGCUCACUCAGAUUGCACAAGAAGCCCAAACUGCGCAUAGUACUCCAGACUGUACAUUUAAUGGAGGUCAAACAACUUUAAAAUUUGACUCUAAAGCUUUACCAGUACCUUCACCUAUAGGUAAAAAACCUGAAUCUAAUCAGACAGUGGUAUCAGAACCAUUCGUAUCAGAAUCUGAACAAACUGCGGAGAUUUUGAGCUCAGAUAGCAAAUUACUUUCAACUUCCGAGAAAGAAGAUUCUAAAAAGGAAAGUGUUCCUAUUCUCGUUUUAGAUACUGAACCAGAACAAUUACCAGAAAUUUCAGGUGAUACUCCUGAAAUGGUUAAAGAUGAUGACAAGAGUAUGAAAGAAACCACUGUUGUGUGUGAUACUAUAGAAUUAAUGUCUUCUGUUGAUGAUACAGCGAGUGAGGAUACAAAGCAGAAAGUUUCUUUGGACUUAGAAAAACCAGUUGAAGAAACAGCUGAAAAAGUCACUGAGUAUGAAGAAGAAUCAGAAAGCAAUGUUGUAAAAGAUUUAGGCACUGUUGAAUUCAUUGCUGAAACAGAUAAGGAAGACAUGAAAGUUUCUGUAUCCAAUGUCCCAUUUGCUGAAGAACAAGGUGCAAGUGGGAUAUCAUCUGGUGAAAAUGGUGCUGAAGAAAAGAAAAAUGUUGAGAUCUCAGAUAGUCUCCCAGAAACAUUGCCUUCGGCCAUGCUACCUCCAUUAACAACAUCAAUGCCAACAAAAUUUGAAACAACAAAAAAGAAUCCUCAGUUAGGUGUUCUUUAUGAGAAAUCUGAAAAGACUGCUAAAUGUUCCAUUGGAAGUUUUAAGGAUACCAAGUCAUUAGAAAAGAUAUUUAAUAAUACAUACGGCAUCUUUCUAGAUCAUGAGUGCAUGGAAGCUAUGCUUGCUCUAAAACCAAGCGAAGAAUUAAGAGUUAAGAAAGUUUUAGACUUCACUAUUAAGAAUAACAGAGUAUACCUUGAACAGUCUAUAGAGAUUGGCUCACCAAGUUACCAUCAUCGUCAUCAUGCUGUCUCUCCACAUUCAGGAAGCAGUUCCAACACCACCAGCUCUACUGUGUCCACCACCAAGUCUCUUCAUUCAGGGGAAAUGGCUGAUAUUAGCUCAUCUUCAUCAGCCAAAUCAGCCAAUUCCUCAUCUGUUAUGCAUUUUGACUCCACAGUGCAUUCUUCCAUUUCCUCUCAAGAACGAGGUCAGAUAACUUCCACCCAAAAGUCUGAACCUCCCAGCAAUUUUGGAAACAUGUUCAACCAGAAGAAAAGAAGUAGUUUGGAAAUGGAGGAAGAAAUUUCUCCUAUCAAGAAGCUGGAAGAGCCCAAAACUGGUCCUGGUCGAAAGAGGGGUGGGAGAAAACCUGCAACAGCAAAUAAUAAAACUCCUGCUCCUAAGCGUAAGCGAGGUAGGGCUGCAAAAAGUGGUGUUGAAGCAGGAUCAAGUACUACUUCAAGUGAACCUUCAAAUGCUAGUAAUGAUCUGGAAGAUUUUGUUGAUAGUAGAGCAAAAAAAUCAUUAAGGAGGAAAAAGAACGAAAAGGAAGAACCUCCACCUGAAGCAAUACCUGUACAAGAAAGUCCUGUGGAAGAAAUAGUAAUAUCUGAUGGUAAUGAUCCUUAUAAAGACUCCCCAUAUGGAAGCAUUCUGCCAGGUGUAAGAGUAAUGGCUCGUUGGAAAGAUGGAUAUUAUUAUCCAGGUAUUGUUCAAAGUCAAGAAUUAGAAGGAAGGUGGUCAGUAAGAUUUGAUGAUAAUGACAUCAGAGCUAUACCACAGGAAAAUCUAAUAAAGGUUUAUAAUCUGGAACUAAACACAAGUGUUUUAGUUAUGUCACUUGAUGGUUUUUAUGAUCCAGGUAUUAUUUGUGGACAUUAUAAAGAUUCUACUGGAUCUGGGUAUGAAGUAGAAUUAGACUCUGGAAUCACAAAAAGGUAUCCAAGAUCAGCAGUCAUCCUUUCAAAUGAUCAAGCAAAGCUUUUAACAAGUUCCAGACCCCCAACAACUCCUGCAACUAUGACAAUUAAUUUAGAUAAUAUCAUUGAUGGUAAGCGAAGGAGGAAGUCUGUACAGUCACCUGAGGUCAAUCCUAAUUUGAAAAAAUCACGGAGAACUUCACAAAGAAUCUCAAAAAUUGAUCCAAACUUGGAUAGUACAGAAGAAUCUGCUACUACAGAGAAAGAAAGGACUUCACAGAAGAGACCUGCAGAAAGCACAGAAACUGAAGGAGAAGUUCUUAUAGAACAGAGACCGACCAGAAAGCGAAAAGCUGCUAAAGUGGGUGCUGUUAAAAUUACACAAUCUUUGGCACAAAGCACUGGUAAAUAUCCAAAAUUGUUCAAAGAUCAUGCAUUCCUCCUGACCAAUGCGGAUCGCAAACCACCUGUUACAUCUGACACAGAAAAUUUAACAGAAGAUGAAGAAAUAAUGCCCUUUAAUAAAGACGAGCUUGUUGAUUACAUAUUAUCUAGAGGUGGUACUAUACUUGAUAAAUUUGAGGACAUUCAAAAAUGCUCAAAGAAAAAUAUCUUCUUAUUAGCAAAUACAUAUCUCAGAACGAUGAAAUAUAUAAAGUGUUUAGCUGCUGGAAUACAUUGUAUCAAGCACCAUUGGGUUCAAAAUUGUUGUUUUAAAGGAGAAAUUUUGAAUCAUUCAAGCUAUAUUCUUCCUGCUGGAAAAUCGGUGAUUACAAAUCUAGUUGUUGAAUGGCAUGGCAGAAGUGAUGUUUUUAAAGGAUUGAAAAUAUGUCUUGUCUCAGCACCUGAAAAUCCAUUUGUAUAUACUUGGGCUCCAGUUUUGCUGGCUGCUAAAGCAGACUUUGUUCAGAAAUGGACUCUUCCAUCAUCAAAAUCAGCCACAAGAAAUAAACUCAGAGGAAAAUCAGGUGGCAAUUUACAUGUGGAUGUUCUUGUUACAAAUGUAUGCUGCCCAUCAGAUAUUUUGCAAUCGGCAAAGCGAAGAAAAAUACCCAUGGUAUCAAGUGAAUGGAUUAUUCAGUCAUUAAUUGCGGGGAAAUGUUUACCAUAUGAUGCUCAUCCAAAAUUUAAGCACGAUUUCACUGAGUAAAACCAUUCCAUUUCAUUUGCCAAAUGAUACUCAUCCUUUACAUUUGAGUGUGUGGAUUUAAGAACUUUGCUUACAAUUGGGAUGCCCUCCCUCUUGUGAAUGCAAAGUUGAAUUGUACAGUUUGUAAAAUCCAUUUGAUCAUUUCCAUUUUUUAAUGAAUGCUGAGAGAGAGUGGUACAUUGUCAGUGUUAUUGCAUUGUGCUUUUUCUGUUUUAUGUCUCCCCAGUGUUGCAUAUGUAAACUUUUAAGUCGCAUAGGGAGACCAUAGUCUGUAAUCUCAUAAAUGAAAUUGUUUUACGUUGCUUUGUAUUUUUUAAAAUUUUAUUUGGAAUUGACCGAUUAUUUGAUUUAAAAAAAUUAACAAUUUUAUGUUAAAUUUUAAAGUCCUGAUCAUGGAAACAUUACCAAUUUAAAAUGACUGUUUUGUGACUCAUCAGGUCUAAAUUUAUAAAUUAUCUUAUUAUUAAUGAACUAUUAUUAAUAUUAUUUAUAGAUAAUUUUAAAAGAUGGCAUUUAAGUAUGCCAAAUUUCGCUUAACUGUACAUAAUUAGCAUUAUUCUCAAUCCAAGUUGUGUUUGUAAAUUCCCUUUAUCAUUCCAUUUUUUACAGUUAUCAUGGAUUUGUAAAAAGUGUUGAUUAUUGUUAAAUGAUGCAUUAGAACUGGUAUCUUGUUAUUAUUAAAAAUAAGUUACUUAUUUCAUAGUUGGGGUCAUAUCUGAAGAAUCUUUAUGUUUUAUCUUAAAUGAAAUUAAAUUGUUCUAUUUUAAUGUUUAUUACUGUUUCUAUUAUAUAUUACUGUUCUAUGUGAAAGGCAUGGUUGAAAUAUUCAAAUGUACAAGUAAAGAUUUUGGUGCUUCAAAAAUAUAAUUUAUUCUAACAUGAACUUUUGAUUACAAUUACACAGUUAUCCUUUUGUACAUGAACAAGGUUUUUGAAAUUCCAUGAAAAUCCAGAUAUGUUAGUAAAAAAUUUUUAAAUAUUAAAUCCUAUUUCGCAGUUUUGCACAUAUACGCUUCUUUUGGUCACUUAACAUGUACUUUUUACUGAAAUACGAUACCUACGAAAAUUAAUUAGAAAUUUAUUCUUACCAACUUUUUGACUAAAUGUUAUGGCUAUUUGUGGUCAUUGUAAAAAAUUUAUCAAUGGGGAUUUUUUUAAAAAUUACUUUGCAUCUGAGAGUCAUUUGGGUCUAAAAUGUGCUCUUUCAGAAUUAAUUGUGUAUAUUUACUAAAUAUAAUUCCAACUUGAAACAUUUUCUUAGGAGAUUUGGAUUAGAGAUGGAUGAAUGUCACUUACAUUUAGUUUUAUCUUAGCCUUGUAUGUGGAAUCUUCUCUGGUGAAUUAAUAAUUUUGGGGAAAAAAUAUUUGCAAAAGUGUAAUAAAAAGCAGACCUCUUGUAUGCUCUAAAGUUUUUCUCAUAUGCUGUUUGAUAGAUAUAUAAAUGAGAGUAUACUUACUGCUUGAAUAUUCAGAUUUACGGAGCACUCACUUAAAAUUCUGAUUUCAGUAUGUUUGCUUUUCAAUAAUUUUUCAAAUAAGAGCUUCUUAACUUUUUCUGCUCCUGAUCUUCACACAAACAAAUUGUUGCAAACCAAAAGUUGAGCUAUAGAUAACAAGAUAGGGUGGUGGGGGACUAAAUUAUAAAUUAAAAAAUUCUAAUUAUGAAUUCCAAUUUAAGACAUUUAUUGAAAUCUGAUUUUUAGAAUAAUCUGUGCUUCCAAAUAAGUAAAAAUUAAAAGAAAUAGGAAUCUGUCUUUGGGUUAUUAUUAUAAUAGUUGGAAGGAGCCCUGUUUGAAAUUGAAACUACAGAAAUUAUCUAUAAUAAUUCAGAAAUAGCAAGCAGUGCUUUUGCUCAUGGACUGCUGCUGAUAUGGAAUAAUGUUCUGUAAAAAAUAUAAUACAUGAUUUGCAUAAUAUCAUGAAUUACGAAACUAAUUUAAAAUUUUAUAUAAUUUUCAUGAUAAUUUUAAGCUGUGUGAACUUUUAAUUAUCUACAACUUUGAACUGAAAUGAAUUAUUGCAGAUAGUACA
This is a messenger RNA of Argiope bruennichi, 6156 nucleotides long. RefSeq lists its product as uncharacterized. The record is from RefSeq and is a predicted model, not a curated record. Gene Ontology annotation, molecular function: histone binding. NCBI's taxonomy places the organism in Eukaryota, Metazoa, Arthropoda, Arachnida, Araneae, Araneidae. The coding region runs from base 298 to 4125 and encodes 1275 amino acids. Gene Ontology annotation, biological process: DNA damage checkpoint signaling; positive regulation of transcription by RNA polymerase II. Gene Ontology annotation, cellular component: nucleus. The transcript has 26 exons.